CACGCGCCUCUAUCCUCUCCUCUUCUCUCUCUUUCUCUGUAAAGCCGCUAAAACAAAAACCGCCUUCCCAUUCCCCUUCUCGGCUGUCGUUUUUCUUAUAUCUAAAAAGAAAACGAAAGUGGGAAAGAGAGAUAAAUUAAGGAAAAGGUGAGGCAAAACCUAUACAACCAACAACAACAACAACAACAACAACACACCCUCACUCCUCACCCCCUUUUUCGCUCUUGUUUUCACCUCCUUUCUCUCUCUCUCUCUCUACGAUGCUCCCUCUCUGAUUCUUGGCUGCCGAAUCUAGCAACCCUUUGUAUCCCUUCCCCCCAUUUCACACUAAUUUUUGUUCUUUGCCCAUUUCACUGCUUGAAUGAUAAAGGGGUUGCUUCCUUCCUCUCUUCUUCCCUUCUUUUUCGCUACUCCACCUGCAUCUGAGGCUUCUCCAUCGAAUCUAGCGCUACCCCAUUUUCAGCUGCCUCUCCGGGUGCCCUUUUUCAAGUUCUUCAUUUUUUGACCACUCUUCGUUAUGGAGGGACAAACGUCGUGGAUUAGGCAUUGCCACAAUGACAUGUCAAGGGAUCUUGAAGAUUUUGAUUCUUACUUGGAUUUCACAAACGAAGGAGGCAAAGAGGCUGUAGUAGCAGUUUCUGUGGAGUCAAUCCUGCCCGAUGACUUGUUGGAACGUAUUCUGUCGUAUCUACCAAUAGCAAGCAUUUUCCGAGCUGGUUCUGUGUGCAAAAGAUGGCAUGAUAUAGUUAGUUCGAGGAGGUUUUUGUGGAAUGUCUCACAUAUCAUAUCACAAAAGCCUUGGUAUUUCAUGUUUACGAGCUCUGAUGAGCCUAUUGGCUAUGCCUAUGAUCCGGUUCUUAGAAAGUGGUAUGCGAUCGAUCUCCCCUGCAUCGACAAGUCAAAUUGUUUUAUUGCCUCGUCAUGUGGCUUGGUUUGCUUCAUGGACAACGACAGUCGAAAUGAGUUACAUGUCUGCAAUCCUAUUACGAAAUGCUCAAUGAAAUUACCGGAGCCGUUGGGAUCGAUGUUCUCUGAUUAUAGUGCACUUGCAAUCUCCGUAAACAGGGUUUUUCACAACUAUACAAUCUCGGUUGUGAAAUCUAAGCAAGUUCCUGGAAACUUCUUUCAAUGGGAUAUAUCAAUUCAUAUAUAUGAUUCAGAAACAAUGAUGUGGGUUACCUCCUUGACUGAAGUCUUGUCGGGGUGGAGAGGUGGCGACGAGAGUGUGAUUUGCGACGGAGUUCUUUACUUUUUGAUCUAUUCAACCGGGGGUGGGGCGCCUGAUAACCGCCACGGUCUUGUUUCUUAUAAUAUUUCCAACCAUUCUUCUCAUGGUCUGUUGAUAAGAAGCUUUAUUCCAGCUCCCUGUUCUCUCACUUGUGGUCGAUUGAUGAACCUUAAGCAGAAGCUGGUCAUGGUCGGAGGGAUUGGUAGACAGGAUAGGCCCGACAUUAUUAAGGGGAUUGGAAUUUGGAUUCUUUGCGGGAAGGAAUGGCGAGAAAUCGCACGCAUGCCACAUAAGUUCUUCCAGGGAUUCGGGGAAUUCGACGAUGUUUUUGCGAGCUGUGGCACUGAUGAACUUAUUUAUAUCCAGAGCUAUGGAGCUCCAGCUUUACUUACUUUCGACAUGAAUCUAAAACAAUGGAGAUGGUCGCAGAAGUGCCCGGUGACAAAGAGAUUCCCGCUCCAGCUUUUCACAGGCUUUUGCUUCGAACCAAGGCUCGAGAUCAAUCCCUGAGAGUCUCGUUUCUUCUCACAGCUGGAUUUGUGUGUUGUUAUGAGCUGAAAUUUGGUUGAUUUUGUUUGUAUUUGCUUUAUCUGUUGCACAAUCUACAUUGCAAGGAAGGAGUAUAUACAUGUAACUGCAGAUAAAAGCUGCAUGCAUAUGCAUUAUUCAUGAAUGAGAAUAGAAUUCUUUACAUAGGAAAAUACUAUACUCAACUAAAACUGCUUACAAUC
Molecule: messenger RNA, 1959 nt
Organism: Cucurbita pepo subsp. pepo (vegetable marrow)
Lineage: Eukaryota; Viridiplantae; Streptophyta; Magnoliopsida; Cucurbitales; Cucurbitaceae
Gene: HWS
Product: Galactose oxidase/kelch repeat superfamily protein
Molecular function (GO): protein binding
Source: RefSeq, a predicted model, not a curated record